AUGGCCGAAUUGGUAGGCACCUGGACAUCCAAGUCCAAUACUGUUUUCACUGGACCUGGCUUUUAUGACCCAGAAGAUGAAUUGUUGAUUGAACCUGAUUUGCCAGGUAUUUCAUACUCUUUCACUGAAGAUGGCCACUACGAAGAAGCUUUGUACAGAGUCGUUGGUAACGCCAGACAGCACGAGUGUCCCAUCGCUUCUGUCACCUAUCAACACGGUACGUACGAGUUAUUGUCAAAUGGCUCGCUUGUGUUAACACCAAUUGCUGUUGACGGAAGACAAUUGUUGAGUGACCCAUGUGCCACCGGCAACAACCAAUCUACCUACACCAGGUAUGUCCAGCCAACCUGGUUCAAAACCUACCAAGUUUUUGUUGAUUCGUACCACGGCAGAUACACUCUUCAGAUCUACCAGUUUGACGGAUCCAUGAUGCAACCAUUGUAUUUGGCUUAUAAACCUCCUCUCAUGUUGCCAACUUAUGCCUUGAACCCUACAGAUGCUGCCUCUAAGACCAAGUCGUCCUUGCGUAGAAGGGUCAAGAGGUCGUUGGAGAACCAGUAUAGAACCAAUGCUGUCAAGGACAUUGCUGGCGAGAACUUUGAGAAGUACUGGUGGAUCUCUGUGGCUUGUUUGGGCGCAGCAUCAUCGUAUUUGUUCUUGAAGUAG
Molecule: messenger RNA, 666 nt
Organism: Scheffersomyces stipitis CBS 6054
Lineage: Eukaryota; Fungi; Ascomycota; Pichiomycetes; Serinales; Debaryomycetaceae
Product: Rot1p
Exons: 1
Coding region: 1-666 (221 amino acids)
Biological process (GO): budding cell apical bud growth; 'de novo' protein folding
Cellular component (GO): endoplasmic reticulum membrane; endoplasmic reticulum
Source: RefSeq, a predicted model, not a curated record